AUGUCGUUCUCCAAUCCUCGGGAGUCGGUCUUCAACCAGCCUAAGCCGGUAGUCCAUCUACAUUCGGAUCUGUUGGACGCCAUCACGAAGGGUGUCGAGCCAUAUCCUAUUCCGGAGGGAAAGAAAUACCAAUAUGGCACUGCAGGGUUCCGCAUGAAAGCUAACGCUGGACUCGACCAUGUCAUAUACACUGUUGGCCUCAUUGCGGCGGCUCGUUCCAAGAAGCGCAAUGCGACCAUCGGAAUCAUGAUCACUGCCAGUCACAACCCGGCCGACGACAAUGGGGUCAAGUUGGUUGAUCCUAUGGGAGACAUGCUCGAGCAAUCCUGGGAAGGCCUGGCCACUACCCUGGCAAACACGCCCAAUGACAAAUUGGCAAAGGCGUACGAAGACUUGGUCAAUGAAACGCUGGUGGAUGAGAUCCGACAACUGCAUGAGCGACCUGCCAAGGUGGUCUUCGCCCGUGAUACUCGUGCCUCAGGUCCGUACCUGGUCACGGCGUUGAAGGCUGCGCUGGAUGCAGUCAAGGUCGAGUACACCGACUAUGGUUUGUUGACCACUCCGCAACUUCACUAUAUCGUCCGUUGCAUCAACACUCUCAACACCCCGUAUGCCUUCGGUGAACCGACCGAGAAGGGUUACUAUGAGAAAAUGACCAAUGCCUUCAAGACGAUCAUGCAUGGGCGAACCAUUCAGGGUCCUAUCACGGUCGAUUGUGCCAAUGGUGUCGGGGCUCCGAAAUUGAAGGAGCUGAUCAAAUACCUCCCCAGCGGCAAAGAAGGCGGCAUCGACAUCAAAGUGGUCAACGAUGACGUGGUCAGACCCGAGGCUUUGAACCUUGACUGCGGUGCGGACUAUGUCAAAACCAAACAGCGAGCUCCUCCUAGUUCAACGGCCAAACCGGGUGACCGUUGUUGCUCUCUAGACGGCGAUGCGGAUCGUGUUGUCUACUAUUAUACCGACGAGUCGAACACAUUCCACUUGCUGGAUGGAGAUCGCAUCGCAACGCUCGGGGCGGUCUUCUUGGCCGACAUGACUCGUGUUGCCGGUGUGGACCAGAAACUCAGGAUCGGCAUUGUCCAGACAGCUUAUGCCAACGGAGCGGCGACCGAGUAUGUCGAGAAAGUGUUGAAGCUACCCGUCACAAUCACCCCUACUGGCGUGAAACAUCUCCAUCACGCCGCUGCCAGAUACGAUAUUGGCGUCUACUUCGAGGCCAAUGGUCAUGGAACGGUCCUUUUCUCCGACAACGCCAUCAAGACCAUUAAAGAGGCAGUGCCCAGAUCUCCUGGUCAGAAACAUGCUCUCGAAUCCCUCCGGGCUUGCAUUGACCUGAUCAAUCAAGCUGUGGGAGACGCGAUUUCGGACAUGCUUUUUGCAGAAGUGGUCCUAGCGCACAAGUCGUGGACUCUGGAGAACUGGCGAAACACAUACAUCGACCUCCCCAACCGUCUCGUUGCAGUUGCCGUGCACGAUCGAUCGGUAUUCAAGGCCACCGACGCCGAGCGGAGACUGGAAUCUCCUAAGGGGGCUCAGGAAGAGAUCGACCGCUGCUGUCAGAUGUAUGUCAAAGGCCGGGCUUUUGCUCGAGCAUCCGGAACAGAAGACGUGGUGCGUGUCUACGCGGAAGCCCAUUCCAAGACCGAGGCGGAAAAGCUGGCUGCGCAGGUUGCAGAGAUCAUCAAGAAAUAUGGUUCAGCAUGA
Molecule: messenger RNA, 1704 nt
Organism: Exophiala dermatitidis NIH/UT8656
Lineage: Eukaryota; Fungi; Ascomycota; Eurotiomycetes; Chaetothyriales; Herpotrichiellaceae
Product: phosphoacetylglucosamine mutase
Exons: 6
Coding region: 1-1704 (567 amino acids)
Biological process (GO): UDP-N-acetylglucosamine biosynthetic process; carbohydrate metabolic process
Molecular function (GO): phosphoacetylglucosamine mutase activity; magnesium ion binding
Source: RefSeq, a predicted model, not a curated record